Molecule: messenger RNA, 621 nt
Organism: Parnassius apollo (apollo)
Lineage: Eukaryota; Metazoa; Arthropoda; Insecta; Lepidoptera; Papilionidae
Source: the annotation of a GenBank genome assembly
AUGGGUCCGCUAAAAAAAUAUGUUUCUGAUGAAAUAAGAUCAUGGGUGAGGAACAAUUCACGCCCUCUAACGCAAUAUGACAUGAUGGAAGUAUUUGGACGCGCGUAUCUACUACGCACUCAAAGCGGUGAGAUAGCUGUCAGUGGUUUUCGUGCAACAGGUCUAUAUUCGAUAGACAGAAAUGUUUUAAAAGAUCAUGAUUUUAUAGAUAUGAAUGACCAAGAAUGUAGAAUCUCCAAUCAAGAAAAUAUCACACCAGAACCAACUACUUCGUCUACUCCCGCAAUAGAAAAUAAAUCUUUUGACGUAACACCUUCCAUAAAUGAACCUGAUAUAAGUAAUGCAACAGCUAAUGUUGCUCCCUCGGCUUUAAGAAACCAGAACAAAACUCCAACUGGAAGUUUAGAAAGACUUGUAGUUCCCGUUGCGACGUCACCACAGCUAUCAACUUCAAGAGAUAAUAACUUUAUAACGCCAUUCCAAUUAUCUCCGAUACCAGAAAUAGCACCUAGGCAAGCUACUAACCAAGACAAAAGGGCUGAAAAGUCGACAUUGCUUAUUUCAUCCCCAUACAAAAGUGAAUUGCUAGACUCAUUAAAAAAGAAACAAGACCAAAUCUAA